AAUCAACUGAGGUAGAAAGGUAAAGAAACAGCCACGUCGGAAAGGGGGUUUAACGGGACAAAGAUAGGGUUAGUAAAGGGAAACGAAAGAGAGAUGGGGGAAAGGAUCAAGGAAGAGGCCAUGGAGAUUAUUACCGCUUUCUCCUCCUCUUCCCUUCCCCGUUUAGUCGUCUUUGAUCUCGAUUACACUCUCUGGCCUUUCUACUGCGAAUGUCGGUCCAAGCGUGAAAUGCCCAAGUUGUAUCCGCAGGCUAAAGGUGUAUUGCUUGCACUCAAGGAGAAGGGAAUUGAUAUGGCUAUAGCGUCUAGAUCGCCAACGGCAGAUAUAGCAAAUACGUUUCUGGACAAAUUGGACAUCAAGUCUAUGUUUGUAGCUCAGGAAAUUUACUCAAGCUGGACACACAAAACAGAGCAUUUUCAAAAGAUCAACAGGCUAACUGGGGUGCCAUUCAAGUCUAUGCUCUUUUUCGAUGACGAGCAUCGCAACAUAGAAGCGGUGUCGAAGAUGGGAGUGACAAGCAUUUUAGUUGACAAUGGAGUUGAUCUUAGAGCUUUUAGACAAGGGCUUGCAGAAUUUUCUCAAAAUUCUGGUUCAUCUGCAAGGGACAAGCAGAAGUAGUUGACUAGUACGGGGAGUGGGUCAUACGUCGUGAUUGUGCUUUUGUUACUUACUACCUUUAUAUUGUUGUGGCGGCUUCCACCAUAUUGAUGGCUGAAACCAUUGCUCAAAUAUGGUUGAUGACCAGUGUUUAUUGUAAUACAAUAUGUUACAAAUAUCUACAUAAAAUAUAUACCCAUGCAGUGUUAGAGGUGAUUAAUUUUUUUUACAA
This is a messenger RNA of Daucus carota subsp. sativus, 829 nucleotides long. RefSeq lists its product as uncharacterized. The record is from RefSeq and is a predicted model, not a curated record. Gene Ontology annotation, molecular function: acid phosphatase activity. NCBI's taxonomy places the organism in Eukaryota, Viridiplantae, Streptophyta, Magnoliopsida, Apiales, Apiaceae. Bases 94 to 618 code for a protein of 174 amino acids. The transcript has 4 exons.